UUUUCUUCCAUUUACCUACCUAUCUUCCUGUUUAUCUAUGUAAUAUAGCUGGUAGCUAUGCGACAACUUGUUUUACUAUAGUUAGACAGACAGACAGACAGACAGACAGACAGACAUAUACAUACCUAGAUACGGUAGACUAGACACACCACACGCAACCUAACUCUAACUAACUAACUAACUAACUAACACCGCCUCCCCAGCUCUUCUUCCCAAGAAGCAUGGACACGGCCAACCUCGCCGCGGCGUGGCUCUCGUUCGCCGUGACGACAGUCGGGCUCGGCGGGCUGAUCUCCCAAGCCAGCGCCAUCAACGACCAGCUGGACCCGUUCCACGCGAACCGCUCCGCCGAGUACCUCGGGAUCUGGUUCCAGCGGCAACAGCGGUUCCCGUGGUGGCGCAUCACCAGGCCGCCGCCCCUCGGCCCCGCCAUCGCCGCCCGCAUGUCCGACGGCUUCUGCGGCGUCAACGGCCUGUACGUCACGCGCAUUCCCGUCGCGCCGCCCGGCAAGGCCGGCUGGUCGACCAUCCUGGCUAUGUUUAACCAUGAUCCGCCGUCGCUGUUGUACGCCGCUGAGGGAGAUGGGGCUGGGGCUGGGGCUGAGAAGGGGGGCGUGAGGACGUCGACGACGACGCUGGAGGGCGAUGGUGGUGGGAGAGAGGUGACGGGUGGGCUGGUGCGUAGUGCUAGUUGGUCGAAUGUUACGCGGAAGUCGCUCAAGAGGCAUCAGUCGCAUGCGUGCAUCGUCAUAUCGCGGACUACGCUUGUUACUAUGCUCGUUGUGACCAACGGCCGCCCGGUGUUCCAGUAUAGCGACGCUUCUGGGUUUCGGGCUGGGUAUGCUUCGUACUGUGGGCAGUGGUACAUAACCUGGCCCAUCGGCCAAGAAGCCAUCGUCAAAUUCGCCGCGCACGACUCCAUCGGCGCAACAGAAGUCCUCCCUCGGAGCUUCAUGCAACGGGUUGACCGCUGCGGACAGAUGGUAUGCGGCGUCGUAUCGUCGCCGACGUCCGACUUCGCUGUCGGUUUCGGCGGCCGGAAGCCCAGCGGCACCUACCGGCUCGAGCACGCGCCCAAGGGGUUCCAAGGCGCCCACUCCGGCCGGCACUUGUACAACAUGCUCGGCGGCCGCGCCUUCGACGUCGAUUUCAUCUACGCGCGGCCCAGCAGCGCCGCGCACACGGGCAACGGCGAAAUCAAGCUCGACCUGCCGAGCAAAGACACCGGCGACCGCACCGUCGCCAUGGUCGUCCCUCCCGCCGAGCAAGACGUCAUAAAGCGUGCUCUCGACAGCCUGCCCUGGACGUGUCUGUCCUGGAGCAUGCACCGCGGGCUGCGGGACCUGCUCCUAGCCUACGGGAAGCCGACCAUGGACCACCACCGCACGACGCUAGCCUCGCUCCUGCAGGAGACAGUUGCGCAACGGCCCCAAGUAUUCCGCGCUCGGGGCUGGGACCCGGAGUUUGUGCGCAGCAGCAUGGGGCCCAUGGCGGCGUCGGCGGUGCUCUCGGGGGGCGGCAACUCGGGCGACUCGGUGCGCGUGGUAACCGACGUCGCGGCGGUAUACGCGGGCGAGAGCUGGGGCCUGGAGAGGCUGGACGAGGUGAAUUUCUGGCGGCCAAGGAAAUGGUCCGGGUUCCCUGAGACCCUGGAACUGGACGCUGAAGCUGUUGUGGCGCUUACCAAGUUCUUUGUGCUGGAGUGGAGUCAGGAGUUCGACUAUCAGCUGUACCAUCAUCUCCCGAUAUCUCUAUACUUCGGGUAAGCAUCUGCGAGAAGAUAGAUGGGUGGAUGGAUGGAUGGGUUAGGCGUUGGUAGCUGACUGACUGGCUGGCUGGCCGUGCUCUGGAAACCCUUAAUGAAGCUACGGGACAUAUAAUGACGAAUAUGAUGGAAUGUUUUCUACGGAUUGAACAUGCUAAGGACCUAACCUAGAUACCA
Daldinia decipiens is the source of this 1942-nucleotide messenger RNA. RefSeq lists its product as uncharacterized. The transcript is spliced from 2 exons. Bases 222 to 1766 code for a protein of 514 amino acids. The record is from RefSeq and is a predicted model, not a curated record. Lineage: Eukaryota; Fungi; Ascomycota; Sordariomycetes; Xylariales; Hypoxylaceae.